GGAGACAGAGAGAGAGAAUCAGAGACAGAGAGAAAGAGAGGGAGAGACUGUGGGACAGGCGCUGUUGUUUACGGCAGGAACAUCCCACCUUCGUUCCCUCGAGAUAUUUUAUUACAUACCACACAAAGGGCUGCACAUACCGUCAAGCGACUUCCCUGGUGACAGCGACCUCCUGGUUCAUUGAAGUAGUGUGGACCGAUCCCUUCUUCUUUCACCCCGUUUCACUUCGUUCGGAACAACAGCAGCCAUGGCCCUUCUCGCAUCCAAGAGUCAGUAUCUUCCGCAGCCUCACGCUGGCUCGCACUUUCAGCCAUCGAAUCCGAUUCCAGUAACCGCAAUGUUUACUCCACACUCCCAACCGUCGCCAACAAAUUCCGAGUUCUCGGAGGGAGGUCAAGGUCAACCGGAUGACGUACGGUCGUGGGAUGAGAGAAAAGUGGUGGACUGGCUAAGGAGCAUCGGAUGCCAGAAGUACGACAGUGUUUUCGAGAGAAACAACAUCACUGGCGAGACAUUACUGGAAUGCGACCAUUCCGCGCUGAAGGAGCUGGGAAUCACCAAGGUUGGAGAUCGCGUUCGGAUUUUCGUGGCAGUCAAAGCUUUAAGGACAAAAGCAUUCGGCAACAACGGAAAGAAGCGAAAUAGGGAUACUCUGGCUGCUCUCGACAAUGUCGGUCCUGUCCCAUCCUACCGGACGCACAUUUCGCCUCCACAGAACAAGCGUUAUUCGAGGCAGUUCGCCGACCUCGGAGCAUCAGCACUUUCGAGUACUGUGUACACCGAGAGCCCCACAGAAAACGAUUAUACUUCGGCGCGGCGGUCAGGUGCACCGAGAAUAAUCAGCCCACCACCGGAUGGCCCUCGGUCCGGUAACUCGUACGGUUCGAAGACACCCAGAACACCACAAGCAUGGAAGGGAACGAAUCCGCCGAGUGGGUCACCAAAUAACACUCGGCGCCACGAUCAGGGCCAGGGCAAGAGUAUCAUGGAGUUUGAUUCUGUCAGAAAGAAUUGCAUCAAAGUAAUUGGCGAAGGAGGUGCUACUCGCGUGGUAGACAUAAACGGAUGCAACACACCUGAAGCGGUGAUGCGAAGAAUACUUAAGAAGUAUAGUAUCAUGGACAACUUCAUACUCUGGGCAAUCUACAUCAUCACCAAGGACCACAACGGCCGGGAAAACAUCCGAUGUCUAGGAGAUGCAGAUCUAUUACGGAUAGCUCACGACAGCGAUCGGCCGGAACGUUCUCGACUGAUCUUGAAGAGGCGGGGAUCGCCUCCUUCGCCUUCGUCGGCAGAAUUCAUGGCGGCCCUUCAGAUGGCCCGCGAUGAAACUCCUAAUGAUGCUACCUCAAGAGCUCUGGAAGGGAACGCUAGUAGGGCAAAGGUGCAAAGCCUGACCGGAGAGCACAUGGCCUCGCCAUCGUCCCCCCGGAGUAGGGAUUCGACUCUGGGCCGUAAGGCGACAUCGAAAAAGAUUACGGCGUUCUUUGGCCAAAGGCCUCCGAGUGAGCUGAUCAGUUCCAACCUGGCCGAAUACUUUCCGGAUCACGAACACAAGGCACUGGAACGGACUGUCCGUAACUCGAUGCGGCGGUCAGCACGCAUGAGUAGGUACAACAGCCGCCUGAGUGUAGCAACGACAAGAAGUUACGCAUCUAGUAUGAGUGGGGAUAACAUACCUCCGGUGCCAACCGUGGGUGGUAUGUGGCUCAACCAAAACCAACAGCAGUCCACCAUGUUCCCGUCCUUCCCUAUGCAAGCGCGACCACCUUCCGUUCGGCGGUCUGUUCUCAUGCCCACCACUUUUGGUAGCAAUGAGUAUCUGGGUGCUGUUCCAGAGAACGAUGUUUCGCCUGACAGGAGUAGUUACAUGUCGUUUGAUAGCCAUGAUGGCCGCGCCGUCAGUGUUGUGGUUACGGAUACCGAUGAUGAGUCUACAAUAGACGCCAACUACUCGAUGGAUAAUCAGAGCAUGGUCAGCACCCCGACCACCGAACAUGGCACAGGACCGAGUUAUCUCAACCAGUUGCUUGGCGCCGACGACUCGGAAGAGGAGGAUGACGAGGACGAUUAUAUGGACGACAAUAUGGAAGGGUUGCGGUGGAUGAAGGGAACUUUGAUCGGUGCAGGUUCUUUCGGAAGCGUUUUCCUUGCGCUCAACUCCCUCACUGGAGAGUUGAUGGCGGUAAAACAGGUCGAAAUGCCGACAAGUACCAAAGACGACGCUCGGAAACAAAGCAUGAUCGACGCCCUUGCAAGAGAGAUUGCUCUUCUCAAGGAUCUUCAACACCCGAACAUCGUGCAAUACCUCUCGUCGAGCAAGGAAGACAACUGCUUUAAUAUUUUCCUCGAGUAUGUGCCCGGUGGCUCGGUUGCUGCGAUGCUUAACAACUACGGUCCCCUCAAGGAGCCCUUGGUUCGAAACUUUGUCCGCCAAAUUCUGCAAGGCCUCGCAUAUCUCCAUGGCAAGAAUAUCAUCCACAGGGACAUCAAGGGCGCCAACGUACUGGUCGACAACAAAGGUGGGAUCAAAAUUAGCGAUUUUGGUAUCUCCAAAAAGGUCGAAGCCGGUCUCUUGAACUCCUCAGCGGCCCACCACCGACCUUCUCUCCAGGGCUCGGUAUUCUGGAUGGCGCCGGAGGUAGUGAAGCAAACAUCGUACACGCUCAAAGCCGAUAUCUGGUCCCUCGGAUGUCUGAUUGUUGAGAUGCUCACGGGCUCCCACCCGUACCCCGACUGCUCGCAACUUCAGGCAAUAUUCAAGAUCGGAACCGGUGGAUCCGCACCCGCCAUCCCGCAGAAAUGUACGGCCGAGGCGAAAACGUUCCUUGCACAAACAUUCGAGUUGGAUCACAACAAGCGGCCGACCGCUGAGGCGCUCCUGACGAGUCCGUUUAUGAUGCCGCUGGUGGGGAAUAAUCAGAACAAUGAUUAGGUGGAAUGAGAUGGAAGGAGGAGGAGUGGUGGGACUGUGUGCAAUGUGUUGAUCGACUAUUUAUAGAAUUCUUUGUGGCUGUUGUGGGGGCGUAUCAUUCUUGGGGGAGUUUCCGUUUCAUGUGUUUGAUUUUUAUGGCUUGAUUU
This is a messenger RNA of Tricharina praecox, 3081 nucleotides long. RefSeq names its product kinase-like domain-containing protein. Lineage: Eukaryota; Fungi; Ascomycota; Pezizomycetes; Pezizales; Pyronemataceae. The transcript is spliced from 5 exons. Gene Ontology annotation, biological process: signal transduction; protein phosphorylation. Gene Ontology annotation, molecular function: protein binding; protein kinase activity; ATP binding. The record is from RefSeq and is a predicted model, not a curated record. Bases 248 to 2935 code for a protein of 895 amino acids.